UGAAUUCAGAUCUCUUUCUCGCCGAACGCUUUAUUAAAGGGACGACUAUGACGAAUCCCCUUCAAUGUCCAAAGUGCCAGAAAGUCCUUUCCAGUGCACUGUAUCUGUCCAAGCACCUUGAAACCCAACCAAAAGAAUGCGCCAAAGCAGAACAACGCCAACUACGUUCUCAACCGCCCCAACCAAGCGCCUCGACCAACAACCAGCAGCGCCCUGUACCAACAGAUUUACCAUCCCGCCUGGCGGAACUGCGCGAUACAGUCCACCUUCCCGAUCACAUCCCGAAGAGCACCCGCGUUAUAGUGGCUGAAGCGUUACUGCAGACUCUGGAGAAGGUUACGGAAAAUAACUCCCCGAAGCCUGGACGGAUCUCCUUGUUUUCAGUUACGCAACACUUGGGCAACCAAAAGCAGCGCCAAGCCACAGACCACGAAUAUCGUACCCCAAUAUAAUUCGCCGAAACAUCCAAAACCAUGGUCCUCCCGAAUUAUUACAGGGUCCGCCGUCGGACCGCGCUCCACGCGCAGCUGAACCCGACGCUCCUGUGCAGCUUCGUAAACGAGUCAGCCGCAAGCUUCAGGAUGGCAAUGUCAGCGGUGCAGUGCGGCAGCUAACCAGCGAAGAAACGAUUUUGCCCGCGUCGCCAGAGACCUUCGCUGCGUUGAUGGAGAAGCACCCUUCGAACCCACCGAUAUGUCACCCGCCUCCGGGACCCGCAACUCCGACAGCCCUCGAUAUUACUCCGGCAGAAAUUGUGGAAGCAAUUCGUGCCUUCCCGAAUGGAUCGGCAGCUGGCCCUGAUGGAUUGAGACCUCAAUAUCUGAAGGAGCUGAUCAGUUUGAAACACCAAGAAUUGGGUAAAAAGUUAAGUGAAUCAUUAGCUGCUGUUGCCAACAUAAUGCUGAAGGGGGCUGUGCCCCAGGACGUAAUCCCGAUAUUUUAUGGUGGAAACCUGUUUGCCUUCAAGAAGAAAGAUAAUGGGAUCCGGCCCAUUGCAGUGGGAACGAGCUUGCGCCGUUUGGUUUGUCGUAUUGUGAUUUUCAGAUUACGCCAUUUAAGUAAAGAUUUGCAACCCAUCCAGCUGGGUUUCGCAACGAAAGGAGGUGUGGAAGCCGCUGUUCAUGCCGCACGCUACUUCAUCGAGCAUGCUGCGAUGUUGGACAAGCCGCAGGUUUUCCUUAAACUAGAUGUCAAGAAUGCUUUCAACUCCCUAGACCGAAAUUACAUACUAAAAUGUGCCGAAGAAUUCAUGCCGGAGUACUACAAGUUUGUGUGGCAGUGUUACGGUGAACCAUCAAUACUGCUACACGGCAAGUACACCGUAUCUUCACAGGCGGGCAUCCAACAGGGGGACCCCCUCGGCCCACUACUGUACUGCCUUGCAACUAUCGCACCACACAAACGCCUGAAGUCAAAGCUGAAAGAAAGCUUUCUGGACGAUGAUGCGCUGGGCGGAGACCCGGAAGAUGCUUUUAACGACCUCUGCUCCCUUCAGGAAGCGCUACGAGAACGCGGGCUAACGCUUAACAUAGCUAAAUGCGAGCUGAUGGUGAUCGGAGGCUCAGAGGCAGAACGCCAAACUGUGUAUGAUGCAUUCCUCCAUGCCUUUCCAGACCUGCAAUGUCCCCAGCUGAAGGAUCUGCAUUACCUCGGUGCACCAAUUCACGAUGAUGCGGUUGCGGGCGCACUCGUCAGUGCCACGGAGGCAUCUCUCCCGAUUGUAGAGGGCGGUCUCGGAAUUCGAAGCGUCGAGAAGCUUGCACUCCCGGCCUUUCUGGCCUCAGCUUACUCGGUAGCUCCACUAACAUCGGAAAUUAUUGUAUUCGAACCGGACGUCUACUGUCGUGAUGCUACUGCACAAUGGCUCCAAAUAACCCAACAUGACCUCCCACACCUGGACGCGCGACCAACCCAGAAAGUUUGGGACGAUCCCAUAAUUCGCGACACCGCAGAUCGGCUACGAGCGACAGCCGGGAAUGACAUCUCCGAACAGGCAAGGCUGAGAGGUGUGAGCACGAAAGAAAAUGGGGCAUGGUUGGGAGCGCUGCCGGUUGCCUCCCUUGGCAACCUUCUUACGGACUCCGUGGUAAGAAUCGCCGUUGGUUUGCGUCUGGGUGCACCGGUAAUUACCCCACACCGCUGUGUAUGCGGUGAAUGGGCGGAUGCUCGAGGCUACCAUGGUCUAAGCUGCAAGAAAAGCCGAGGACGAAUCCCCACACACAAAUGCCUGAACGCCAUUGUGAAACGUAGCCUCGCAUCUGCUGGUUUCGAAAGCGAACUGGAACCGCAAGGUAUCUUUCCAACAGACAGUAAGCGACCAGACGGAGUUACCUUGACACCAUGGGAUAGAGGACGAAUGCUGGCAUGGGAUGCUACUUGCGUCAACACAAUGGCCAUAUCGCAUAUUAUUGCGACAUCCGCACGAGCGGGAGCAGCAGCAGCACAGGCCGAACAGGGCAAGAUCGAGAAAUAUCGCGAUAUCGGCCAAGAGUACUGGUUCCGUCCUCUGGGUUUUGAAACGCUCGGGCCGCCCGGACCGGAAGCUGCCCGCACGAUAACGGAAUUUGGACAGCUCAUACAACAAGAAACUGGCGAAAAACGUGCCACGGAAUACCUUCGCCAACGGAUCAGCAUUGAAAUUCAACGAGGAAAUGCGGCAUCGAUCAUGGGGACAGCGCCAUUGGGAGCAAAUUUAGAUCAAAUUUUCUCUGUAAUUAGGCCGCCCCUCUCGAUUGAUGCUUAA
Paramacrobiotus metropolitanus is the source of this 2743-nucleotide messenger RNA. RefSeq lists its product as uncharacterized. Bases 665 to 2743 code for a protein of 692 amino acids. Lineage: Eukaryota; Metazoa; Tardigrada; Eutardigrada; Parachela; Macrobiotidae. The transcript is spliced from 2 exons. The record is from RefSeq and is a predicted model, not a curated record.